Molecule: messenger RNA, 501 nt
Organism: Purpureocillium lilacinum
Lineage: Eukaryota; Fungi; Ascomycota; Sordariomycetes; Hypocreales; Ophiocordycipitaceae
Source: RefSeq, a predicted model, not a curated record
AUGGGAUUUAUGAAUGCCGUCGUUAUGAUCCCUUUUUGCCGCACCAUUGUCGAAGCUACGAAGGUCCUGGAGGUCAUGGAGGAAAACGGGCUCAAGCGCGGUGACAAAGGUCUCAAGGUCUACGUCAUGUGCGAAGUCCCGUCCAAUGUGAUCCUAGCCGCGCAAUUUGCAGAGCACUUCGACGGCUUCUCCAUUGGGUCCAACGAUCUAACACAGCUGACUCUUGGCGUUGAUCGCGACUCUGGAGAGCUGGCAGAUCUGUUCAAUGAGCAGGACGAGGCGGUGAAGUGGAUGAUCCGGGAAGCUAUUUCGGUUGCCCAUGAGAAGGGCUGCAAAGUUGGCAUUUGCGGACAGGCACCGAGCGACCAACCAGAGUUCGCCAGGUUCCUGGUCAGUUGCGGUAUUGACUCAAUAUCCGUCAGUCCGGACAGCUAUGUUGCUGUGAAGAACCAUGUGGCUGCGAGCGAGCAGCUGCACGUAUCUCGCGGGGCGGUACUUUGA